GUCGACAGUAUUUAUCGCAGCCGUCGUCCACAUAUGCAUCGUCCACAUAUGCAUCCCCUCUCUUGGUCUUCUUGAAUUCCCGUGGGUGUGCUCAACCAUGAACAGGUCAUGCCCGCGAUCGCUGCCGUCGACUUGCUACAUGCCACAGGCUUCCUUGCCCUGAACAACGACUCAGCCCUAUCAGUAAAUGGAACCACUACUGCGAACAAUACUUCCCCCCUCCAGGUGGUGUGUGCCUGGCCGGUGAGCGGACAGUAUGGCCCAGGAUCCCGAGUCUUGUCAGUUCCCCCACCAUCCACUAUCCUCCCCACUUCCCCAAACUCAAUCGUAACCUUAGUCGAUCACCAGAUUGGCGGGCCAUCGUUAGCGAUGACUAACGUCCACCAUUCAUCAACACCACGUUUAUCGGCACUAACAAGAAGUCUAGAUAUUAUUUGUUGAUUGCCGCAUGUGUGUUUGCCAGAAAGGCAGAAUGGCUCCGCAGUGCCUGCUUGGCGGCAGCGUUACUUUUUCCCACCGUCGCUGCGCUCCAUGCCAUCGUCCUCGCUUCCGUUCAUGUCGAUGGAGCCGUUGAUAUGGAUGUCUAUGGUGCCUUCCAAUUAUGUUCCAUAGGCAUAUUGGCUGCUCCAGUUACCGUCAAACUCUCCCGGACGUAUUUCUUCGAUCCAGGAAGAAACAUCAUUUUUGUGUGGACCAUCCUGAUUCUGGCUGGUGAGGAGCCUCUUCACUUCCCCGUCCCUUGACGGUAUGCAUCCGAUGAAUCAUCCUCAACUAACUUUGCCCAGGUCUCCUAGGUUUGAUUGUUGAAUUCUUUCGAAUCACCCCUACUCCUUGUAUGUUCGAUAACAACAAUGAUACUUUCUCCACUCAUGCAAGCAAUUUUGCGUAUGGCAACGAAUCGUGUGGCAUGCGUUGCACCGUUCAGGAUGGCCCAGAUUCUCCCCUACGACGUGGAUCCGUGAAUAAUAUAUAUGUCAUUCCCGCUCCCGACAAACUCUCAUUCGAUACCGUCACCAUACUGGCUGCGGCAUGCUGCAUCCCGGCCAUCUUAUCUCUUGUAUCCAUGUGGAACAAGAUUCUCGAGAUUAAUUGGAAGAGUAGAUAUGGGAAUAGAAACACCGAAUUGUUUGAUGAACCCAUUGAGGGUACCAAUGGUGCAACCCCCAAUAGUAUGAAACGAAUCAAUGAGGUCGCGAGGAUGUUCGUGAGCACCAUCGAAAUCCCGUUAUUUGGAGCCGCCGUGCUUACUAUUAUGAUUCUGGGUGAGCUGAAUUUUUUCAGCGCCCAAGUUAAUUAUCAAACCGAACCCAUCGCCAGUAUUGGUAUGCAAAUUUAGAGCCAUAGAAUAUGGAUUAUAGCUAACCACAUGUAGGUCAAUGGGCACCAAUCGUCGGUUCUGGGUUGGCCGUACUUGGCUCAUUGUAUAUUCUCUGGGCAACCGACGGCGAGGAAGAGAAGCAAAGAAUCAUGCGUAUGAAUGAAGCUGAGAUGCAACAAGCAACCGGUCCUCGUUCUACUUCUUCCAAUUCAGAUCUCCCAGCCACUCCAAAUUCGGAAUUACUACAUCCCGAAGAAUUACUACCUCCAAGUAGGCUUACAAGACUAGCAACUCCCGCAUCAACCUCAAGUGGCUGGAGGACCGAUGCAGGAAACCGGAAAAAGAUUGCCAAAACAUUAAACAAGAUAGGGACCUACAUUGGAACCGCCGCACCAGAUCGCUUCGACGACUCAGAAUUCAAACGUGGACUAUCCGCCAACUUCCCUGAAAUCCCAGGCGAGCCGAACCGAAAUCCUGGACUAAAUCGUAUCAGAGAGGCCUACAAUCCCGAACGCGACGCCGACGGGUUAGCUACAAGAUCACAUUCGAGAGCCGCCAGUCCCGCACCAUCUCAAAGGACCGUUCGAGGGAAUUCCUCCAUCGACGAACCACGGCCCGAGGGAGUCGAGCGUGGGAGAACACCUGUACAGAGGAGGAGGGCAACGUUGGAAGUUCCUCUGGCUUCACCUAUUCAUCAGAGCCAUACGAGGAAUUCGCCGUCUUGGAACUCGAUACCUUCUACUAUUACGGUGGAGAAUGCGGAUUGUCCCAGUUCGCCUACCAUUGUGGUUUCAACUGAGCCGGAUGAUGUGGAAUUGUCUUGAAUGCUGAUCGUACAGAGGCUCGAAGAGUGGAAUCUUAUAAUAUAUUUACGGCGAUAUAACACAUUGAUGGUAAUAUCCCUAUUUGUUCCAGCGCCAAGUCGGUACUUGGUACGCGUUAUCGGGCUGCUAGGACCGCAUGAGAAGAAACGUCGAUUCAAGAAAUUUGGAAGGAGGAUAUGAUGGAAGAACAUAGGAUCAAGGCAGAAGAAGAUGAAGCAAUCAUAUAGUCAGGAAUAACCGGACUUUCUUUACCAGGGGGUUUUUCGUGUUUUGGUAGAGAAAAGUACGAUGAUAAUAUCUAGGUACAUGCAUUUAGAUAGUUAGAGUAUUAGAUGUGAAGCUUUUAGCGCU
Messenger RNA from Hymenoscyphus albidus, 2493 nucleotides. Lineage: Eukaryota; Fungi; Ascomycota; Leotiomycetes; Helotiales; Helotiaceae. The record is from the annotation of a GenBank genome assembly.